Columba livia (rock pigeon) is the source of this 3284-nucleotide messenger RNA. RefSeq names its product leucine rich repeat containing 14B (gene LRRC14B). Bases 60 to 1610 code for a protein of 516 amino acids. Lineage: Eukaryota; Metazoa; Chordata; Aves; Columbiformes; Columbidae. The transcript is spliced from 2 exons. The record is from RefSeq and is a predicted model, not a curated record. Gene Ontology annotation, cellular component: cytoplasm.
AGAAUCUCUAGUUAAACACAGAAGUCACUCUCUGUGACAGCAAGGAGUCCAGAGCAACAAUGAAGUCUCUCCGAUUCAUUAGUGCUGAAGCAUUCGUGUCAAAUGCAGAGUUUGCCAGGAAGAGUCUCAGCAGUAUUGCUCAUAAUCUUUUUCCUCUUCUUUUUAAAGCCAGCUAUUUAUUGGAGCAAGGGGAAGUGAUUCAUGACUUGGUAAAGAACUGGCCACUUGUUGACUUUAACGUGGGAAAACUUUUGGGAACUACUGUGGACUACCAGGAAGACCUGAGCCAUAGAACAUGCACAGUGUGCUUGGAAAGCUGUCUGACAGGGCUGAGAGACUAUGUGCUGAAUCAUCCUUCGCCGUACGUGAAAAGGUUGAAAGUGGUCGACCUGACAGGUAUAAAAGAUGUUGAAGUUCAGUUUUGUGAAUGUAAGAAGACAAUGGGCAGGUGGGCCAGGACACAGCUGCUCUCUAAGCUUUGUUUAGAUCUGCUUGUUUACCUGCAACAGAUGCAGUGCAAUCCAGGUACCUUUGAAAUCAGUAUUGAUGUGCUGAUUGACUUGUUUGUUACAGAGCGAAACUAUGAGCUGGUAGUGCAGGCCCUGUUGAAGAAAUGCUAUUGUCCACUGAAGAUCUGCUGUGUGUCAUUCAGAUCUGACAACCUGGCUUUGCAGAAAUUCUUCUAUAUCAUAAAGCUCACUGAACCCUCUUUAUUGCGCAAACUGGAAAUUGUUCACAAUGUUCGCUUGGAAAUGGAACACUUGGAAAUACUCUUCAACAGUAUCCACUUCCCUCUAUUGAUGUCCUUGACCUUGCCAGCAAGAACAUUUAAUGUGCGAAGGUUCACAGCUACAGAUGAACAGAUGCUCACUAACAUCGGAGAAAAGUUAGGUGAAAUGACACAGCUGACUGAGCUGAGUAUGCCAUUUUCUAUACUCACAGGAAGAAUACAGGGACUCCUCAGCCCACUAAAAACUCCACUGAAGAAACUGAAUGUUUCUAACUGCUCAUUGAACCAUGCUGAUAUGGCCUAUUUAGCCAAUAGCUUCCAUGUUAAUCACUUAGAAGCCCUGGACCUGAGCGGUCACAAUAUACCUGACCUUUACCCAUCAACAUUCUUUAAGCUUCUCAGCCAUUCCUCUUCAGUGCUCAGGAGUCUUACCUUGGAGGACUGCAACAUCCAAGACACUCAUGUCAACAUGUUGAUUUUAGGUUUAAGUCCUUGUCAGAAACUAGAGGAGUUUAAGUUUCUUGGAAACCCACUGUCAUCCCAUGCACUUAAACAACUUUUUACAUUUCUCCGUGAGUUGCCAAUGCUGAAAAAUGUGGAGUUUCCAGUUCCAAUGGACUGCUACCCUAUUGGCAUCACAUACCCGAUUGAUGACGUCAGUCUCUGCAGAUUUGAUCACCAAAAAUAUGAAAGUGUAGCAGAGGAGCUUAAGUUCAUUUUACUCCAAGCAAAUAGGGAGGAUGUGAAGGCUUCAACUCCAUUCUUUGGCAGUUAUGAUGCAGCUGUUCAGGAGACGAACAAUGAACUGGGAGCUUACUUGAUCAAGUCCUUCAAAGAGGCUGUGGAAAAGUUCACUAUUUCUCUUAACAAAAUGAGUUAAAGGCAUAAUACAGUGGUGAUGAAAUCCUCUGUCAAAUCAAAAGUUAAUUUAGUCUUUUCUAGAUCUGUACCUUCAUUGAAAAGUCUUUUAAUUUCUUGGCUGAAUUUACUUCUGUUUCAAUAACCUGUGAUCACCUGAGGUAUUUUAGCUAUGCCAUAUCUAUUGCAUAUACUUUACAUAAGCACUACUUGAUCUCAUAAGAGAUCAAAAGCACUUCAUUUCUCAGUAAAACGAUAGGUGUCUAAGUUUGUCUGAUUUCUUAUACACUUUCCUCUGGAUUUGGCAAUGAGGAUUGUAGCCAUAUAGAAAAGACAAGACCUUUCAAAAGUCCAGCCGGAUGUCCCAAAUGUUUUGCGCAUAUCCUUACCUAUGGCUCCCUAAAACAGUUUUUGGGCUUGGCCUUCCAAGUUCACCAUUCUGUGUUUUAUCCAGUACAUUCUCAAAGGUGAGGGAUGUAUAACAGCCUCCAUUCCCUUAUGCUUCUCUUUCUUCUACAGAGACAAGCACAAUAAACCUCCUUUUGCACAGGGUUUUGUCUAAUACAUUGUGUUGGUGAGGAGUGAAGUUCUGUACUGAGGAGGAGGCAAACCAAAUUGUUGGUUGCCUUCCCCCAGCAAUACAAAGCAGCCUAUGAGGACUCUGCUGAACCUCUUGCAAAGUUUAUUUCACAAAGCCGUACCAGCACAGUGCUGUACAGCUACGAGUGUGAUGCCAGCAGGUAAGUGCCUCCAGUUACCCCCUUUGUUGUAUCACCUUAUUGGCUGGUAGAAUGUAUCUUGCUGCUUUCAGCUGUUUUAAAGAAAGUCUAGGACUAGUGUAAAAAACAAACAUAGAAAAAUAAAUCCAAUGCCAAUUUCAAAAAGGGAGAAGGUGGGUUCCUGAGUAACUAGAAGUUCAUCUACAUAAAAUACUGCCUUCUUCUGCCGGGACUGUGUAUUGUUCUGCUCCGUAAGUAAAACUGGCACCUGGAGGAAUCACAUUUAUUUGGCAAGCUACAAUGCAAGAAAUGUGUUUGCAUGACAGAGUAAAGAAAAUCCCAGACAACCACACACACUUGUGUUGGAAUGUGGGUAAAGGAGCCACAGAACAAAUCUGGGAAGGGUACUAUAAUGGGGGAGUAGGCAAGUAUCAGAGUCUUCCCAGCUUCUCACCUGUAACGCUGUAGACAGACCAGAGAGGAAGAUAUUAGAAAAUCUUACCUAGUAUCAGCCAAUUUUAGAUCUCUGCUGACAGCCUCUGUCAACUCAAGAGGGUUAAAAGUGCUCUGAUGCAAAACUAGAGACUUGAUUAGCUUCUAGGUGAUACAAAAAAAAAACAAACAAACCAAACCAAAACAAAACAAAACCAACCAACCAACCAAAAAAAAAUAGGAUGCUCAAGUUAAUGCCCAGCACUCUGCCACUAGAUAUACCUUAACAGUUCAUGAGAACUUGAUUUUACAGCACUGAAAGUGAAUGUUGUAGUAGUAGUUGAGGUAUCAUUGUAAACUAAGCUAGUUUCCAGUUUAAAAAAAAAAAAAAAAGAAAAAAGAAAAAAAAAAAAGACUGAAUGCCAAGCAUAGCUUACAGGUUUCACAGCAUGCAUUUAAAUGAUUUUUUGAUGUCUUCUUAGCUUAUGUUCUUCCUUCUAACAUGUUUUAUUGAUUAAACAUACAAUGGUUAAAUUAAAAGUGAA